AUGCAUCCCCGCAUUACCGUCCUCUGCUGCUUACCGUCAUAUCCCGUUCCACCCGCCUUUUCCCUUCUUCCCUUCCCUUCCUCUCCCGCUCCUGUCCCCCUUAUCCCGCUCCUCUCCCCCUUAUCCCGCUCCUUUCCCCCCCCUCUCCCGCUCCUUUCCCCCCCCUCUCCCGCUCCUUUCCCCCCCCUCUCCCGCUCCUUUCCCCCCCUCUCCCGCUCCUUUCCCCCCCCUCUCCCGCUCCUUUCCCCCCCUCUCCCGCUCCUUUCCCCCCCUCUCCCGCUCCUUUCCCCCCCCUCUCCCGCUCCUUUCCCCCCCCUCUCCCACUCCUUUCCCCCUUAUCCCGCUCCUUUCCCGUUCCAUCCGCCUUCUCCCUAUUGCCCCGUCUCCCCUUCCCCUCUCCCACUUCUAAUUGCCCUCUCCCCCUCCCCCCCCUCUCCGUCUCCUUUCCGCCGUCUCCCUCCCUCUCCUCCUGCUCCCCCCUCUUCAUGUGGUGCUGGGAUCCCCUGCAAAGCCCCUCCUAGAGUGCCCUGGAGCUGCUUGGGUGCCCUCCUAUCCUCCUGA
Messenger RNA from Closterium sp. Naga37s-1, 561 nucleotides. NCBI's taxonomy places the organism in Eukaryota, Viridiplantae, Streptophyta, Zygnematophyceae, Desmidiales, Closteriaceae. The record is from the annotation of a GenBank genome assembly.